UUAAGAUCACGUGGAGGCGUGACAAUCGUGGCACAGUGAUCCCCAGGUGACUCGAGGUAGGACGCACAGCGACAUCAAAAUGGUGAACCUUGGAGAUGUUUUCCCCGAUUUUGAGGCCGAAUCAACACAGGGGAAACUCAAAUUCCACGCUUGGAUGGGAGGGUCUUGGAGUAUCUUGUUUUCCCAUCCGGCUGACUUCACCCCAGUGUGUACAACAGAGCUUGCCGAUGUCCAAAGAUUGAGUGAAGAAUUCAAGAAACGUGGAGUGAAACUUGUUGCACUCUCAUGUGAUGACACUAAAUCACACUGUGAUUGGUCAAAGGAUGUGAUCGCCUACUGCAAAAAGGGGUCGAGUUGUCAGGAUAAAGAACUGUCAUUUCCCAUCAUCUCUGACCCAAAACGUGAACUGGCAGUCCAACUUGGAAUGGUUGACCCUGAUGAGAAGGAUGCUGCUGGACUCCCUUUGACCUGCAGGGCAGUGUUCAUUAUUGGCCCAGACAACAAGCUGAAGUUGUCCAUGCUCUACCCAGCCACCACUGGCAGGAACUUUGCAGAAAUCCUGCGUGUGGUAGACUCACUCCAGCUGACCGCCACGAAAAAAGUUGCCACACCUGCUAACUGGCAGGCCGGUGGUGAGGUGAUGGUUGUUCCAUCACUGUCGAAGGAAGAAGCAUUGGCUCAAUUCCCCAACCAUGAGGUCUUCGAUGUUCCAUCCAAGAAGUCGUACAUUCGCCUCACAACGCUGGACUAAAAUAUAUGCUGGCGAAAGUUGAUCGCCAAACAGAUUAAGCAAACCAUUGUACAUGUAUAUCUAGAGAUAAAAGUACGAAAGUAUAUCACGAUGGCUCUGGAAGGUUUAUGUGUUUUGACAACAGAUUGAGAUAUCUUGGAUAACCAUGGUGUUGCUAGUCCAGUUUGUAUAUGAACCGGCCACAUCUAUACUCUAACUCAUGACUAACCUCUCAAUUAAGGGGCCGCUACUCUUGGACAUAAAGUGUCCUAAUCAGCCCUGGAAAAUAUAUUGUUAUUGAAUAACUGUGUCCACAUAUAUUUACAAUGGCUUAAUCUACAUCAUUGUAAAUUAACAUCAAUUGUUUCAUUAACUUACACUGAAUAGAAAGUGCUUUACCUUCCUUUUUUAAAAGCCCCUUUGUAACAGUUUAGUUUUCUACCUGUAUCAGUGGUUUCAUAAAAUGGCUUGUUAUCCAAAAUGUAGGUUGGUUGUAUUGUGUUAAAAUGGAUUUGAUUGUUAAUUAUUCAUCUGCUAGCUUUCUUGUCUUUAUUCCACAUACAGCUUUUGUUUAGAAAAAUUUAAGGAAAAUGUUUUGCUGAAAUGAUUGUGACUUUUUAUCAUUCAGUUCAAAUUGUUUUGAAAAAAAGCCAUUUCUAGCAGUUUUGAUGUUGCUUCCUGUUAAUCCUUACGGUGUAUAUUAGGUUUUACUUUUUGUAUUGUUAAAUUGUUGAGUCUAAGCAUUUAUAUUUUUAAAAUACAUUCAUUAACCUCUGCUUGAUUAAAACAGCUUCUACACAAUAUACAUCAAUAAACACUUGUACUGUAUCA
Molecule: messenger RNA, 1561 nt
Organism: Pecten maximus
Lineage: Eukaryota; Metazoa; Mollusca; Bivalvia; Pectinida; Pectinidae
Product: peroxiredoxin-6-like
Exons: 6
Coding region: 80-751 (223 amino acids)
Biological process (GO): cellular oxidant detoxification; cell redox homeostasis
Cellular component (GO): mitochondrion; cytosol
Molecular function (GO): peroxiredoxin activity
Source: RefSeq, a predicted model, not a curated record